Molecule: messenger RNA, 744 nt
Organism: Polistes canadensis
Lineage: Eukaryota; Metazoa; Arthropoda; Insecta; Hymenoptera; Vespidae
Gene: ND-B12
Product: NADH dehydrogenase [ubiquinone] 1 beta subcomplex subunit 3
Exons: 2
Coding region: 127-432 (101 amino acids)
Biological process (GO): electron transport chain; mitochondrial respiratory chain complex I assembly
Cellular component (GO): mitochondrion
Source: RefSeq, a predicted model, not a curated record
CGUUCCGAAACUCAUCCCAUUGUGUCCAUGAACGUCGUGACGUAGUGAACUAUCAAGUGCAUAGAAAAGUUAGUGAUCCCUUUAAAUACUGAAUUUUCUUACGUAAAUAAGAGAUAAUUAAAAAAUAUGGGUGGCCAUGGACAUGAACAUGAUUCCAUUAAAAUACCUAGUCCUGAUUCAUACAAGAUAGAAAACUUUCCAACGAUAGUAAAAUUUCAAGAACGUUUAGCGAAGGAAGGUUUAAAGGACCCAUGGUUAAGAAAUGAGGCCUGGCGUUAUCAUCCUAAAUAUAAAACAAAAGGACAACGUGCAAUGAUGCUUUGCUUUAGAGGUUGGAAGCUUGGUGUUCCAGCAUUCUUAAUAACUAUAGGAAUCGAAGAAUUUUUGAGAAUGGGUAAAAAAGAUGAACAUGGUCAUGAUAGUCAUCAUUAGUACAAUUAUAUGUACAAGACACGCAAGAAUAGUUAAAUCAUUAAGCAGUACUGCAAGUGUAGAAAGUCUAAGAAUAAAUGACUGUUUGGGUAACUAUUCAAUUUUGUUAAGAAUUAUUUCUCUCUUGAUUGUUAGCAUCGGCAAAUAAAAUGUUAUUUAUUUAAAAAAAAAAGCCAUGUAUAUAGUAUUAUAUACUUUAGUAAUUUAAUAUAGUAAAAAGAAAUGGAGUAUCUUUAUCUCUAAUUUAUACUAACAUAGUCACAUAUUUCUAUUAUAGUCUAUUAUUACAUUAAAAAUCUUUCAUCUAAUAAU